Molecule: messenger RNA, 1950 nt
Organism: Penaeus monodon (black tiger shrimp)
Lineage: Eukaryota; Metazoa; Arthropoda; Malacostraca; Decapoda; Penaeidae
Product: beta,beta-carotene 9',10'-oxygenase-like
Biological process (GO): retinal metabolic process; carotene catabolic process
Molecular function (GO): carotenoid dioxygenase activity; beta-carotene 15,15'-dioxygenase activity
Source: RefSeq, a predicted model, not a curated record
ACUGAGAGCGCCAACAUUGUGAGCGAAACAGAGCUGGCGAGAACACCUACCUCUCCUCUCUCGCUUCAUUUGAUCAACUUAUAUUCGGCUUUUUAAGGUAUUUGAAGCGACCCACCCUCCCCUGUCCCUUUGGUCAUAAUGGGACCUCACAACCAAGAGAAACCCGUCGACAAAAACGCGGAGGGCGCCGGAGAGUUCUUCGCAGGUGUGGCUGAGAUCCUGCGAGAAAGAGACCGUCAAACCCGUCGAAGGGAAACAGUCAGGGCGCGUGCCGAAGUGGCUGAGCGGGCGGCUGACCCGAAACGGGCCCGGAAGAGUCCAGUACGGAAAGACCCGCUUCAACCACCUGUUCGAUGGCUCGGCCUACCUCCACCAGUUCAACAUCGCCUCCGGGAAGGUCACCUACCAGUCAAGGUUCCUCCAGAGCGAUACCUACAGGAGAAAUACAGAAGCCGAUCGAAUCGUGGUCUCGGAGUUCGGUACAGUGGCGUAUCCGGACCCUUGCAAGACCAUACUGCAGAGGUUCAUGAGCAAGUUCGAACCACCGGGCAAGAACGCAUCCGAUAACUGCGUGGUUAGCGUGAUGCACCUUGGCGAUGAGAUGUACGCGCUCACUGAGACUCCUCACUUGCGACGUGUGGACCCCGCCACGCUAGAGUGUGUGGGAGACAGGACGAAAUUAGAAGAAUAUGUCGCCGUGAACCAGGCUACAGCGCACCCGCAUGUCGACCCAGACGGGACUGUCUACAACAUGGGCAACUCGUUCUCUGGGAAGAAAGGCCCAACAUACAACAUUAUCAAAUUCCCUCCGGCGAAGGAGAUUGAUGGGGAGGUGAUCUCUUCUCUCCAGCAAGCGGAGAUCGUGGCCUCCAUCCCCUGCCAAUGGAAGAUGUAUCCUUCUUAUUACCAUUCCUUCGGCAUCUCCGACGAGUACUUCGUUUUCGUGGAGCAGCCUUUCGUGUUCAGUCUGAGGAAGUUCUUCUUCAACCACUUUCUGGGGAAGCCAUACUUAGGGGCCAUUGAGUGGUAUCCCGACCAGAAGACAAAGUUCCGUAUAGUGAAACGAGAGACUGGAGAAGCUCUGAAGACGUCAUACACCUCAGACGCUUUCCUAACCUUCCAUCACACCAAUGCCUACGUAAAGGACGGCCAGUUGGUGGUGGACUUGGCGGCCAUGGAAGACGGCGAGGUAAUUCACCAGGUGAUGCUCAACAACCUAGCGGACCCUGAGUUUGAGUCUCCACCAGCAACUAUGCCAACACAUCGGCGCUUUGUACUGCCUCUCAAUGUCGAAGAUUCACCCGUCGACAGUAACCUGGUGACCCUCUCCGGCACGAAAUGCACGGCCAUCAAGCGCCAGUCCGGAGAAGUGGAAGUUCAAGGGGAGAUCAUCGCCGACCGGUACUUCGAUCUUCCUCGCAUAAAUUACCGGUAUAAUGGGAAGGAAUACAAGUACGCCUACGGGGUGGAAAUUCAUCCGAAGGGAACGGAGUUUGCGAAGCUGGUGAAGAUGAACGUGAACACCGGUGAAACGAAGAUCUGGCACGAAGAGGGAAAGCUGGUAAGCGAGCCUGUGUUCGUGGCCGCCCCCGACUCCACCAAAGAGGACCAGGGUGCCGUCCUCUCUACCCUUCUCAGCAAGGAAGACCCAACGUUCGUGGCGCUGCUGGUUCUGGACCCUGCCAAGUGGACAGAAAUAGCGCGUGUGGUGUUCAAAGCUCAGGGCACAGUCACUCCCACCUUUCAUGGACAGUUUGCUGGUACCAAUGAGAAGGUCCAUCUGUUCUAAGAGGUUUCACAAAACCGCCAGAUACUCGAUUAAAUAUGUAUUAUCCACUGAUACAUACUCUCAUGCAUAUUGAGCAUUUCCUGAGAUCUGAGUUCUUAUGAAGUGCUGAAAAUGGAAAAGGGGAAGGAAGAAUGGCCGAAUAUUAUGUUUUAUAAAAAGAA